Anoplophora glabripennis (Asian longhorned beetle) is the source of this 1850-nucleotide messenger RNA. Its product is annotated as BTB/POZ domain-containing protein 1-like. The transcript has 2 exons. Gene Ontology annotation, molecular function: protein binding. Bases 269 to 1579 code for a protein of 436 amino acids. Lineage: Eukaryota; Metazoa; Arthropoda; Insecta; Coleoptera; Cerambycidae. Gene Ontology annotation, biological process: neurogenesis. The record is from RefSeq and is a predicted model, not a curated record. Gene Ontology annotation, cellular component: P-body; cytosol.
AUCCUAUAGAAGUAUGUGGUUUAGUCACAGCAUUUUGCUGUGGUUUAGUCACAGCAUUUUGCUGUAGUUUAGUCAUUUGGGUCAUUCUCGGACGGCACACCUCUAUCUUUAUUAAAUAUUCUGUGUCCUGAUUAUAGAGAUGAUGGUCGAUGGCCUUGGCUUUGGUCUUGUGUUCAGUUCAAGGAUAAAAUUAAUUUAUAAACAAAAUAAAAUAUUAUUUAGCAGUUCGCAUUGGUGCGCGUUGUUUGUUGGUUGGUGUUAGUACGCGAUGGAAAAGGAAACUAUUUUUAUGGAACGAUUGGCUUCUUUAUAUAAAAGGGAAAGACUUGUUGCUUUUUAUAAAAGUCAGAAGUUUGCUGAUUGUACUUUUAAAUUAAAUGGGGCAGAAGUCAAGGCACAUAAAUUAAUAUUAGCAUGUAGCAGCCCAGUUUUUGAAAAAAUGUUUUUUGGGGAUAUGGCCUCGAAUGAAAUUAUAAUUUCUGACAUAAAUGAGGAGGAAUUCAAUCAAGUGCUCGAAUUCAUUUAUACUGAAAAUAUUAGCAUUACUUCGGUAGUUAAUGCUUGGUCUUUAUUUUAUGUAGCAAAUAAAUACCUAUUAGAUGAUCUUAUUCAUGUGUGCUUACAGUACAUCCAGAAGAAUUUGACAAUGAACUCGCUGGUUUUGAGUUAUGAAUAUGCUGAGAUGUACAGUUUACGCGAUAUAAAAAAGAGAUGCUUUUCAGACAUUGUUGGUUAUGUUAAUGGAGCAUUUUCAACUGACUAUCAUAUGAAACCAUCUACUUUGUGUGCUAUAUUAGAAGAAGAAAACAUUGGUCUGGACAAAUUUGAAUUAGUGAUACAAAUUAUAAAUUGGGCUGCCAUAGAAUGUGAUUUUAGAAAAGUAGAGGCUAUCCCAGAAAACAUUGUAGAAGUUCUGAAAGAGGAGGACAUAUUAAGAUUUAUAAGAAAGGAUUGGUUAAUUAGUAUAAAAUGUGAUGAGUGUUGUGAUGCUUUAAUAAUGUGCCAAUGUAUAGAUGAAUUACUACAUGAAAGUUUGUUGUUACUUGAUGAGGAAUUGACUUGGAGUGAGGACUCUUGUGAAAUACAAAAAUUGUAUAAGCCUAUGCAAAAUAUUUGUCGUCUCAGAAAAGAAUUUAAAAUAGCUUGUAGAGUAGACCUGCAUAAUUCGGAAGAGUAUGUCUCGAGUGUAAGUGUAAAUCGACGGAUGAUACUGUUUGGUGUAUUAGUUAAUACAGAAAUGAACCCAACGGGAUAUUUUGGAACGGGGUAUGAGGGUUCGAUAACAGUUCGCGUGUGUGAGCAAAACUGUAAUGCAAGUAUUGCAAAGCCUACUACUUUUAAAGGUGUUAUAUAUUACGAUUCCGAUUUAUAUUUGUCUUUGAAAGACUUAGUUACUCUCGAACCAAAUGUUCUUUAUGAUAUUAAAGUCUCAUAUAAAAAUCGAAGUAAUAUUGGAGUUACUCCAGUACAUUGUUAUUAUAUGAGUAAUAAACUGACAAAUGAUUGUAAAGAUUCAGUUAUUUCGUUUUUUGAAAUGUGUGGAACUCUUGUGAAGGGACUUUCUUUUUAUGCUGCAUAGUUAAUUAAUUUAUUUCUUUAUUUAAUUGUGUAGGUAUAUAAUUAUGUGAUAUUUAUGAUAAUUGUGAUUAUUUUUGUUAAAACUUUUGCCUUAUUAAAUUGUUUCCUUUUUACGUACCGUAUGUUGUUUAACUUAAAGAAGUACUAUUUAUGCAGAUAAUCAUUAUGCAAUUAUAUUUAUUUCAUAUUUCUCAAGAUUAUAUUUCAUGAUCCUAAUUGUAGGUAAAAAUAAAAAAAUUAUCUUCUGCAUUGUCAAAAACGGUAUUCUAUAU